Aspergillus calidoustus is the source of this 706-nucleotide messenger RNA. The record is from the annotation of a GenBank genome assembly. NCBI's taxonomy places the organism in Eukaryota, Fungi, Ascomycota, Eurotiomycetes, Eurotiales, Aspergillaceae.
ACUGUUUUCCUGUCCGUCUGUUUUCCGAGUUCUCUCUGUUAUUUUGCCGUUUUCGCUGCACCAUCCAGCAGUCUACAAACUCGGCAACGACAUCAUGGCACCAACAAACAUCGCCCUGAUAACAUGCAGUACCAGGGAACCGCGCAUAAAUCCCUUUAUAACAGGCUACGCCCACGAAGUCCUUGACUCACAUAUAAAGACCACAAAGUGGACCGGCAAGGUCUCCAUAAUCGACAUCGCGGACCAAAACCUCCCCUUUUACAACGAGCCCGCAAUCCCCUUGCACCCCCCCAGAUCCGAUGCCACCCCACAUUACGUCCAUGAGCACACGCGCGCCUGGUCCCGACUCAUCCAGCAGUACGACGCAUUCAUCUUUGUGACGCCGCAAUAUAACUGGAGUAUCCCCGCCAGCUUGAAAAAUGCGCUGGACUAUUUGUUCCACGAGUGGGCGGGGAAACCCGCGGGGAUUGUGACGUAUGGAGGGAGGGGUGGUGGGAAGGCAGGGGACCAUCUACAGAGCAUUCUAACUGGUUUGCGGAUGCGGCCCGCUAAGUGUAUCCCCGGGAUUGUGGUGCAGAGCACAGCGAUGGAGGAUUGGGCGGGGCAGGGCUGUGUUAGCAAGGAGGAUAGGGAGGCAUGGAAGGUGGGCGGCGUGGAUUCGCAGCUGCAAUUGAUGUUUACUGAGAUACUUGAUGAGAAAGUGUAA